Messenger RNA from Choloepus didactylus (southern two-toed sloth), 6158 nucleotides. It is a transcript of the gene NPAS3, whose product is annotated as neuronal PAS domain protein 3. Gene Ontology annotation, molecular function: RNA polymerase II transcription regulatory region sequence-specific DNA binding; DNA-binding transcription factor activity, RNA polymerase II-specific; protein dimerization activity. Bases 221 to 3130 code for a protein of 969 amino acids. Gene Ontology annotation, biological process: regulation of transcription by RNA polymerase II. NCBI's taxonomy places the organism in Eukaryota, Metazoa, Chordata, Mammalia, Pilosa, Megalonychidae. The transcript has 13 exons. The record is from RefSeq and is a predicted model, not a curated record.
GAGCUCGCGCCCCCCCAGCCGGCUGUGCGCACAUCAAAGCUCCUCUCCGCCGCGCACAGUGGCCGCAGCUCACUAAUGGGAUUGCAGGCUGGUGCCUGGCUCCGCUGCUGCCGUCGCUGCUGCUCGUGCUGCUGCUGCUGCCGCCGCCGCCGCCGCCCGAGCCCGAGCCCCCGCCAGCCCUCACCCAGAGCCGCCGCGCCCCGGGGUCGAAGCCGCGGUGAUGAUCCGCAUCUUCCCGGAUUUCAGCGUACAGGUGACGGCCGCGGCGGCCGGCGGGGCGGCCGCAGGGGUACCGGCCGGAGCGGGCAUGGGAAGGGCCGGCGCCGCAGCCAACGGCACCCCGCAGAACGUCCAGGGCAUCACCUCCUACCAGCAGCGAAUAACUGCCCAGCAUCCUCUGCCCAACCAAUCAGAAUGUAGGAAAAUCUACAGAUAUGACGGAAUCUACUGUGAAUCAACCUACCAGAAUUUACAAGCCUUGAGAAAGGAGAAAUCCCGAGAUGCUGCUCGCUCCCGCCGGGGAAAAGAAAAUUUUGAGUUCUAUGAAUUGGCCAAGUUGUUGCCUCUUCCUGCGGCCAUCACCAGCCAGCUUGACAAGGCUUCCAUCAUUCGACUUACAAUUAGCUAUCUGAAAAUGAGGGACUUUGCUAACCAGGGGGACCCUCCGUGGAACUUGCGAAUGGAAGGCCCUCCACCUAAUACGUCAGUAAAAGGGAUACAAAUGUGGAAAUCUGAACUCUGCAUGAGAAAGACACCAUGUGAAGUUAUAGGUGCACAACGAAGGAGAAGCCCCAGUGCACUAGCCAUUGAAGUAUUUGAAGCACAUUUGGGAAGUCACAUUUUACAGUCCCUAGAUGGAUUUGUAUUUGCACUAAACCAAGAAGGAAAAUUUUUGUACAUUUCCGAAACUGUCUCCAUCUACCUAGGCCUCUCACAAGUGGAGCUGACAGGAAGCAGUGUCUUUGACUAUGUCCACCCAGGGGACCACGUGGAGAUGGCAGAGCAGCUGGGCAUGAAGCUCCCGCCUGGGCGGGGUCUCCUCUCGCAGGGCACUGCUGAGGACGGAGCCAGCUCAGCAUCUUCCUCCUCUCAGUCGGAGACCCCAGAGCCAGUGGAGUCAACGAGCCCCAGUCUGCUAACCACUGACAACACCCUUGAGCGCUCCUUUUUCAUCCGAAUGAAAUCUACUCUGACCAAACGCGGUGUGCACAUCAAAUCAUCAGGAUAUAAGGUGAUUCACAUAACAGGCCGGCUCCGCCUGAGAGUGUCGCUGUCCCACGGGAGGACUGUCCCCAGCCAAAUCAUGGGUCUCGUGGUUGUGGCCCAUGCCUUGCCUCCCCCUACGAUCAAUGAAGUCAGAAUCGACUGCCAUAUGUUCGUCACUCGAGUAAAUAUGGACCUCAAUAUCAUUUACUGUGAAAAUAGGAUUAGUGAUUAUAUGGAUCUGACCCCUGUAGACAUUGUAGGGAAGAGAUGCUACCACUUCAUCCAUGCCGAAGACGUCGAGGGCAUCAGGCAUAGCCAUUUGGACUUGCUGAAUAAGGGUCAGUGUGUGACGAAGUACUAUCGCUGGAUGCAGAAGAAUGGAGGAUAUAUUUGGAUACAGUCUAGUGCCACCAUAGCUAUUAAUGCCAAGAACGCAAAUGAGAAGAAUAUCAUCUGGGUGAAUUAUCUUCUUAGUAAUCCUGAGUACAAAGACACACCAAUGGAUAUUGCACAGCUCCCUCAUCUGCCAGAGAAAACUUCUGAAUCCUCAGAGACAUCCGACUCUGAAUCAGACUCUAAAGACACCUCAGGUAUUACAGAGGACAAUGAGAACUCCAAGUCCGAUGAGAAGGGAAACCAGUCCGAGAACAGCGAGGACCCAGAGCCCGAUCGGAAGAAGUCGGGCAACGCGUGCAACAACGACAUGAACUGCAACGACGACGGCCACAGCUCCAGCAACCCGGACAGCCGCGACAGCGACGACAGCUUCGAGCACUCGGACUUUGAGAACUCCAAGGCCGGCGAGGACGGCUUCGGCGCUCUGGGCCCGAUGCAGAUCAAGGUAGAGCGCUACGUGGAGAGCGAGUCGGACCUGCGGCUGCAGAACUGCGAGUCACUCACUUCUGACAGCGCCAAGGACUCGGACAGCGCAGGCGAGGCGGGCGCGCAGGCCUCCAGCAAGCACCAGAAGCGCAAGAAGCGAAGGAAAAGGCAGAAGGGCGGCAGCACCAGCCGCCGGCGCCUGUCCAGCGCGUCGAGCCCUGGAGGCCUGGACGCGGGCCUGGUGGAGCCCCCGCGGCUGCUGUCUUCCCCAAACAGUGCCUCGGUGCUCAAGAUCAAGACGGAGAUCUCGGAACCCAUCAACUUCGACAACGACAGCAGCAUCUGGAACUACCCGCCCAACCGGGAGAUCUCCAGGAAUGAGUCCCCCUACAGCAUGACCAAGCCCCCCAGCUCCGAGCACUUCCCGUCUCCCCAAGGCGGCGGGGGCACUGGGGGGCUGCACGUGGCCAUCCCGGACUCGGUCCUCACCCCUCCGGGGGCCGACGGCGCGGCCUCCCGCAAGACUCAGUUCAGCGCUUCAUCCACUGCUGCCCUGGCCCCCGUCACCUCCGACCCGCUGUCGCCCCCACUCUCGGCAUCUCCGCGGGACAAGCACCCCGGGGGCGGGGGCCCAAGCGCGUCCAACUCUUUGCUGUACACUGGGGACCUGGAGGCGCUGCAGCGGUUGCAGGCGGGCAACGUCGUGCUCCCACUGGUGCACAGGGUGACCGGGACCCUGGCCGCCACUAGCACGGCCGCGCAGAGGGUCUACACAACGGGCACCAUCCGCUACGCGCCCGCCGAGGUGACCCUGGCCAUGCAGGGCAACCUGCUGCCCAACGCGCACGCUGUUAACUUCGUGGACGUUAACAGCCCGGGCUUCGGCCUUGAUCCCAAGACGCCCAUGGAGAUGCUCUACCACCACGUGCACCGGCUCAACAUGUCGGGACCCUUCGGCGGCGCCGUGAGCGCGGCCAGCCUGACACAGAUGCCCGCCGGCAACGUGUUCACCACGGCGGAGGGACUCUUCUCCACGCUGCCCUUCCCAGUGUACAGCAACGGCAUCCACGCGGCACAGACUCUGGAGCGCAAGGAGGACUGAGGUGCCCCCCAGCGGUGGGCAGGGUUCCGCUCGGAGGCAUCGUCGGCGUUUUCGUUUAGACCUUUAAUUCUAGCACUUUGAAUUCGAGCAGGUCAGCGUCUUCUGUCAACACGACGGUCCCCAUCCCAUUCUUUUUCUUUAACUUGACUCAUUCUUUCGUGUAAAGAUAUAUUUUUCACCUUCAGAGGGUCAGAUGACCAGUUGCCUGCCAUUUUGUCUUCUUCUAAGAUGUGUGUUGGGUUUUUCUUUCCUUUGCAUCUUUAUUAAGAUGUCUUUAAUGUGUAUAUGCCUCUGCCAUAGAAUACUCAGUCUUGUGGUUCAAGAGAUUUUUCAAGUGACAACCAUUGGGUUUUCGUCAUAAGGAUCUUGAUAUGAUCAAGAUUAAAAGAGACAAGCAUAAACAUUGUGCCCUGUUUGACUAAGUCAAAUGAAAUGGGGUGGUUUUUUGCUUUUGUUCUUAAUUCCUUUAAAAAUAGGGAAUAGUAUUUUAGAACUUUAUGCAGAAUUUAAUUCUCUUUUUAUGGUUAAGAUUUUAAGAUUUUCUUACUUGCACAUAAAAAUAAUUUGGGUUCUUAAACUUAAUUUCUGGCCUGUGACUAGAAUGUUUAAAAACAAAGUUGGACUAAAUGUUAAUUACUGAAACAUUAACUUAAUUUCUAAAACCAUGGUGCUAUCAUUUAUUAAUCUGUAAUGUCUUCAUACAAAAUGCAGCUCCUGGGCUGGGUUUUGGAAAAGAAUGUGUUCUGUCCUGGUCUGGAGUCCGUUGCUGCAGUUUCCUUGGUUAGUUAAGACAAAGCCCUCAUUAACGUUUGCUGCAGGACUUAAAAUUUUUUACCUCCCAACUAACAAACAUAGCCUCACAUUAAAUUUAAUGGGUCACUAAAGCUCUUUUUAAAGGGGCUUUUGGAAAACUCAAUCAAACUGAUUUGAGGAGCAGUUUAGGUACAUACUGCCUUUUGUUGAACUUUUUUCCUUUUCUCAGUCUAACUGAGGCUACUUUAGCAACUUCAAUAACACUUCAGAGUAAAAGAAGGAAAAAAAAACUAUUUAACAUGUUUUUGUUUUGUUUCAUUUCUUGCUAAAUAAAGGAAGGUUGUAUUUGGGGGGACUGAUUUGAUGGAUGUUUUUCCCUUUGGUUCUCUUAUUUCUAGGUUGAAACCAAUAAGUUUUAAAACUAAAGAAUGGGUUAAUACACUUCAGAUAGAUAACUGCAACUGAAAACUGCACAUUAAGUAAGAAAAAGAAAAAGAAAAAAAAGGAAAAAAAGAAAAAAAUAUCCUAUUUUGUCUUUGUUGCCAGAAAUCAGUGUAGUGUCAAACACUCCAAAUGACUGUCAAGUAUAAAUUCUUCUUCCACUCCGUUUUUGGCAGCUGUUUGUUAAGGCAUCUAAUAACAGAUGUGAGAACUGUAAUGUGUACAAUGUGUACGUGUCCUUGGCUGUCAGUCCCAUUGCAGUUUCAAUGUGUGUUUCUAUAUGCAGUAUAUACUAAGCUAAUGUAGUUGUUUUGUCCUUUGUCUUCUCUGUGCUCUAUCUCUAGUCUGGAGUGGUACGAUCCCAUUCCUGCAGUCCUAGUGAAUCAGUGAUUCUUGGGGGUUAGUGGUUUUUGUGUGGUGGCCUUCCUCUGUAAUGUCACCCUAUGCUGCUUCUACUGUCUGUGAACCUUCCGUUUUACUUUUUAAAUUCCUGCUGUUGCUUUGCUGGUGUAUAUUCUCCCUACCUGUCCUUUCUUUCUCUCCCUCUCCCCUCUCCCCUUUUCCCCUUCUUCUCCCCACCCCACCUCCAAAAUCUUCUUCAUUCUCAGAGAUAAAGACUCUUAACUAGCUCAAGGUUAAUGGAGCCAUUUUUCCCACAACAGAAUUCUGGGUAUGACUCGCUCUUCUGGAGUGCAACACAAAGCACUGAAGAUUAAUGCUCAGAUAUAUUAAAUAAAUCGAUGCCAUAUAGCCUCAGUUGUUAACAUUCCCAGAGUCCCUUGUGCUCUACCUAUAAAGCAGUGGGUGCUUUUCUUUGGUUUCCUUCCAGGUUGGCUGAUGGAGCAAUAUAUAAAGCAAUUACCAGUGAGACAGAAAAUUAUUUCAAAGGUCAACCAACAUUUUUAAAAAAUAAAAGGGGAGGGGUAAUGGAAUAUAGAAUUGUCAUAUAUAUUUGUUUAUGCGUGUGCAAUGCUAAUAUAGUAACCCAGCUGUCCUUUGAAUAUCACUGUGUUAAGUGGAUUCCUCUGGGACCUUUGAAUUCUAUGAGUUGGGCCCAAACCACGGUGGAAUCGGAACAAAAAGAAGUUAAAUGCCGCCAAUUUUAGUAGUGCGCUUACUUGAAGGAGUUAAAUAGGUUUAAAAGGUGAAGAGAGCCGAUCGAGAAAUUUAAAGAUUAAUUUUGGAAGCUCUACUCUAGCUAUCGAACAAUCAAAGGAAUGCACCUAUCAGCUACAAAGAACAGCUAGACAGCUGUUUUUUUUUUUUCUUUUAUAAAUGUUUCUGUGUUGUGUCAAAAUGACUUCUGGUGAUUUAAACUAACAGAUAAUCACAGCUGCUGUCUAAAUCCAUAGUGUUUAAAAUUACAAAAUGAAAAAAAAAAAAACACUUCAUUACCUGUGAAGACUGUGUCUGUGUUUUUAACUAUUUCUUGUACAAAUAUAUGAAAACUUUUAUGAGGAGACUGGUGCCAAGUAGCUGAAUAAUUGGGGAAAGGGAUAUUCUGUUCGUAAAAAUCUUAGCCGUGUUACCAACUCUACAAUAUAUAUAUAUAAAAAAAUUAAAACGUUACAAAGCGACAGCUAUGGUACAUUUGUUUUGUGUGAAGCUAACCGGACCUAACUUCCUGAGUGCCUGGCUUAUUUUGAAACAUUUUUUUUUCAUUGACCAUUGAUAAUGCUGCAAAUCAGAAAUGUACAUACUUCAUUUACAACAGGGUUCUUUUUUAUACUUUUGUAGAUUCUCAUACAUGUCACAUACAUGGUUGUCUUUAUGUAACUUAAUUUUUUCAUCCGCAGGUGCCAUUUUCAUAAUAAACUUCUCUUGGAUUUGUUAC